AUGGCAUCUAGCGUUGUCUGUCAAUAUCCGACCAAAACACAACUUCAGGUUCAGAAUUUCGAUGAUGAAAACGUUGUAACACCAGAAGCUAAUAAUGGAAAGAAGGAGUGUAAUGUAGCACCUAAAGACACAUCUCCUACGCUUCCUGGGUGGUAUGCUGACGUAUCUUGGCCAGGAGAAGCACACAUAUAUAAAAUGGAGAAAAUCAUAUUCCAAGGGAAAUCAGAAUUCCAAGAGCUUCUUGUAUUUGAGUCAUCCAGGCAUGGCAAGGUUGCAAUUCUGGAUGGGUAUAUCCAGCUGACAGAGAAUGACGAAUUUGCUUACCAAGAGAUGCUCACUCACCUUGCACUCUGUUCCGUUCCAAAUCCAAAGAAGGUACUGUUAGUUGGAGGGGGAGAUGGUGGAAUUCUUAGGGAAAUAUCACGUCAUUCAUCUGUCGAACACAUUGAUAUAUGUGAAAUAGACAAAAUGGUGAUUGACGUUUAUAAGAAGUUUUUCCCAGAUAUAGCCGUUGGUUACGAGGAUCCCCGAGUGCAUGUUCACAUCAGAGAUGGAAUUGCAUUCAUCAAUUCUGUUCCUGAGGGCACGUACGAUGUCAUUAUAUUGGAUGCUUUUCAACCAAUGGGACCUAUAGCGGAAGUUCUUGCUGAUAACUGCUUCUUAGAUUCAGUAGCAAAGGCUCUUCGACCUGGUGGAGUGUUGUCUGCUCCAGCAGACAGCUUGUGGCAUAAGAACUUCGUAGUUGCAGAUACCAUAGCAAAAUGCAAGAAUGUAUUCAAAGGCUCGGUUAACUAUGCUUGGACCACAGUUCCUACAUAUGCAAGUGGGGUGAUUGGGUUCAUGCUUUGCUCCACAGAGGGUCCCCCAGUCAACUUCAAACACCCAAUAAAUCCAUUGAACACGAAGCAAAAUGGGGUCGCAAAGGGACCUCCUAAGUUCUAUAACUCAGAGAUCCAUUCUGCUGCAUUCUGUCUUCCUUCUUUUGUGGACAAGGAUGUUGAUCCAAAAAGAUAUUGAUAAAAAUCUCAAAAGUAAAAAUAAGGAAUUGUUGUUAA
Molecule: messenger RNA, 1055 nt
Organism: Vigna angularis (adzuki bean)
Lineage: Eukaryota; Viridiplantae; Streptophyta; Magnoliopsida; Fabales; Fabaceae
Product: spermidine synthase
Exons: 9
Coding region: 1-1017 (338 amino acids)
Biological process (GO): spermidine biosynthetic process
Cellular component (GO): cytosol
Molecular function (GO): spermidine synthase activity
Source: RefSeq, a predicted model, not a curated record